GGAAGUGGCCGCAGGAGCUGGAGGCAGUGGCUGGGGGUCCCUGCAGUGCAUGCAGCCAGUAAAACCCGUGUGUGUUCAGCAUGAUCCAAAACUGCAGUCCGGUGGUCCAGGCGCUGCUCGGGACUUUAUUUACCUGGGGGCUGACAGCUGCUGGCUCUGCGCUAGUCUUUGUAUUUUCCAGUGGCCAGAGGCGGAUCCUAGAUGGAAGCCUGGGCUUUGCUGCUGGGGUCAUGUUAGCUGCUUCUUACUGGUCCCUCCUGGCUCCUGCCAUCGAAUUGGCUGAAGAUUCUGGGGAUUUCGGGGCUUUUGCAUUCUUCCCGGUAGCUGUUGGCUUCACCCUGGGAGCAGCUUUUGUCUACUUGGCUGACCUCCUCCUCCCGUUGCUGGGCAUCAGUGAACCUCCCCACGCCGCCUUGUCUAGGAGCUACGAUCCGAGAGCGGUGAAAGAGAAGUAUGACCCCGAGCCGACUUAUCACCAGGACUACGGGAAUGAGCUCUCCAUCCGGAUAGGUAGAACCGGGCUUCAUUCAGACAGAGGUGAAAACGGGGAGCCCUAUCAGAGACGGAAAGGCGCGGGAGCCAGCCAGUCAGAAGUCCCAUCUGCAUCUCAGACUUCUGGAGACAGCGCGUUGGCCCCAGGAAGUAGCAGUUGGCGGCGAAUUAUGCUGCUCAUUCUAGCUGUAACGAUACAUAACAUUCCAGAGGGUCUAGCUGUUGGAGUUGGAUUUGGGGCUAUUGGGAAGUCAGCAUCUGCAACUUUUGAAAGUGCCAGGAAUUUAGCAGUUGGGAUUGGAAUUCAGAAUUUCCCAGAAGGCCUUGCUGUCAGCCUUCCUUUGCGUGGGGCUGGAUUUUCAACAUGGAGAGCAUUUUGGUACGGACAGCUAAGUGGCAUGGUGGAACCUUUAGCUGGUGUCUUCGGUGCCUUUGCCAUGGUGCUGGCAGAACCGCUCCUCCCCUAUGCUUUGGGCUUUGCUGCCGGUGCUAUGGUCUAUGUGGUCAUGGAUGACAUCAUCCCAGAAGCACAAACCAGUGGCAAUGGGAAGCUGGCUUCCUGGACCUCGAUCUUAGGGUUUGUGGUGAUGAUGUCCCUGGAUGUUGGACUUGGAUAA
Messenger RNA from Emys orbicularis (European pond turtle), 1109 nucleotides. It is a transcript of the gene SLC39A11, whose product is annotated as solute carrier family 39 member 11. The coding region runs from base 81 to 1109 and encodes 342 amino acids. NCBI's taxonomy places the organism in Eukaryota, Metazoa, Chordata, Testudines, Emydidae. Gene Ontology annotation, molecular function: zinc ion transmembrane transporter activity. The record is from RefSeq and is a predicted model, not a curated record. Gene Ontology annotation, cellular component: membrane. The transcript has 10 exons. Gene Ontology annotation, biological process: zinc ion transmembrane transport.